Molecule: messenger RNA, 351 nt
Organism: Talaromyces proteolyticus
Lineage: Eukaryota; Fungi; Ascomycota; Eurotiomycetes; Eurotiales; Trichocomaceae
Exons: 3
Coding region: 1-351 (116 amino acids)
Cellular component (GO): fungal-type cell wall
Molecular function (GO): structural constituent of cell wall
Source: RefSeq, a predicted model, not a curated record
AUGCAAUACACUCUCUUAACUAUCGCUUUCGCAAUUGCUGCGACUGCCAUGCCAGGGCAGAAAGGUCAACACGGUCAAGUGUCUAUUGCCGAAGCUCAAGGCCAGUGUCCAGGAGGUGAAAUUGCAUGCUGCGUCAAUAAUGAAGAAAUCAAUGGUGAUGGUAUUCUGGGAAAUCUACUGCAAAAGGGUGCUCUUUUGCAAAAUGUUCUUGGGACUCAAGAUUCAGCUUGUGCUAAGACAAGCUUGAUUGAGAAUCUCAACUUGCUCGGCUUUACUGUGGAAGGUAGCGACGGGCCUUCCUGCUCGUCACAAACCGCUUGCUGCUCUGGUGACGGCUGCAAGGUUCUCUAA